AUGUCGGAUUCCAACACAACCCACUUCACCAACCCCUCCACCUUCAUCCUGCUGGGCAUCCCAGGCCUGGAGGAGGCCCAUGUCUGGAUCUCCAUCCCUUUCUGCAUCAUCUACGCCAUCGCCCUCUUGGGGAAUGUGACCAUCCUGUUGAUUGUUUUGAAAGAGCCGAGCCUCCACCAACCCAUGUACUAUUUCCUUGGCAUGCUGGCCAUCACCGACCUGAUUCUCUCUACAUCAACCGUGCCCAAGAUGCUGAGCAUCUUCUGGUUCAAUUCCAGGGAGAUCGAUUUCAGUGCCUGCCUCACCCAGCUGUACUUCAUUCACUGCUUUUUAAAGAUAGAGGGUGGAAUCUGCGUGGCCAUGGCUUUGGAUCGCUACGUGGCCAUCUGUCAUCCUCUGAGACAUUCCACCAUCCUCACAAACUCCAUGGUGACCAAGAUUGGCUUGGCCAUGAUGUUGCGCGGUGGCAUACUCUCACUGCCCUAUCCCUUCCUGGCCAGGCAGUGGCCAUAUUGCCGGACCAACAUCAUUCCCCACACGCACUGUGAGCACAUCGCUGUGGUAAAGCUGGCCUGUGCCGACAUCCGUGUCAGUAGUUACUAUGCUCUCUCUGUGGCAUUAUUUUUGACUGUUCUGGAUGUGUUUUUCAUCACCCUGUCCUAUGCCCAGAUCCUCAGGGCCAUCUUCCACCUCCCCACAAAGGACGCCCGGCUCAAGACUUUUGGGACUUGCACCUCUCACCUCUGUGUCAUUUUAGCCUUUUACAUCCCAACUCUCUUCUCCUUCCUCACACAACGGUUUGGCCACAACGUGCCCUUGUAUUACAAUGUUCUCACUGCCAACAUGUACCUUCUAAUGCCCCCCAUGCUGAACCCCAUCAUCUAUGGGGUGAGGACCAAACAGAUCCACGACAAGCUGCUACGGUUUGUUUCUCUUAGGGAAUAA
Messenger RNA from Pelodiscus sinensis (Chinese soft-shelled turtle), 945 nucleotides. RefSeq names its product olfactory receptor 52R1-like. Gene Ontology annotation, molecular function: olfactory receptor activity; G protein-coupled receptor activity. Lineage: Eukaryota; Metazoa; Chordata; Testudines; Trionychidae. The record is from RefSeq and is a predicted model, not a curated record. Gene Ontology annotation, biological process: G protein-coupled receptor signaling pathway. Gene Ontology annotation, cellular component: plasma membrane.